AUGGAAGCCGCCUCAGCUCGUUAUGCUACCCGCGACCGUUUCGCAUAUCCCACCGAACCCGCCUCGACCCCUCUACAGCGCUAUAUUCAAAAUGCCUGUUCGCCCGAGAACUUUGAGCCCAAUCUAGCGCUGUGUCUCGAGAUUGCCGACCUGAUCAAUGCCAAACAAGCCGGGGCGCCGCGCGAGGCAGCAGUUGCAAUCGUGGGCUAUAUCAACCACCGCAACCCCAAUGUCAGCCUACUCGCACUCAGCUUGCUUGACAUAUGCGUCAAGAACUGCGGCUAUCCUUUCCACCUGCAAAUAUCGACCAAGGAGUUCCUCAACGAGCUUGUACGACGCUUCCCCGAACGGCCGCCGAUUCGAACGACUAGAGUGCAGAACCGGAUACUGGAGCUGAUUCAGGAAUGGAGGAGCACAAUAUGCGAGACCAGCAAGUACAAGGAUGAUCUGGGCUUCAUUCGGGAUAUGCAUAGGCUGCUGCAUUAUAAAGGGUAUCAGUUCCCGCAGGUCAGCAGAGAAGAUGCGGCAGUGCUCAAUCCUAGUGAUAAUCUCAAGAGCGCUGAGGAGAUGGAGCAGGAGGAGAGGUCGGCGCAGAGUGCCAAACUGCAAGAGUUGAUUCGAAGGGGUACUCCGCAUGAUUUGCAGGAAGCAAACAAGCUGAUGAAGGUCAUGGCUGGAUACGACACUCGAUCUAAGACUGACUACCGUGCGAAAGCGGCUGAAGAAGUUGGCAAAAUCCAGCAAAAGGCGAAGCUUCUCGAGGAGAUGAUGUCCGAGUACAAGCCAGGCGACAAAAUCAAGGACGGAGAUGUGUUUGAAGAAUUGGCCAAUGCGCUAGCAAGUGCACACCCGAAGAUCCAGAAGAUGUGUGAAGAGGAGAGUGAAGACACCGAGGCUGUCGCGAAGCUUUUCGAGAUUAACGACUCGAUCCAUCGGACACUUGAGCGGUACAAGCUGAUGAAGAAGGGAGACAUCGAGGCUGCCAAUGCUAUUCCAAAGGGCACGCUAGGCGUUAGUGGGGCGGGCGUCAAGAAGGGACCAGACAACGAGCUGUCUUUGAUCGAUUUCGGUGGAGCAGAUGAACCAGCGUCUGCCGAUCAAGCUGGUACGUCUGCAGCGGCAGCAACUCAACCUAGCGAACCGAAAGCGAAGGGCAACGCCCUGGAAGACGACCUGCUCGGUCUUAACAUGGGAGACGGCAAUUACGGCCAAGGCGGUGGCAUCUCACUUGGUCCUUCGAACGGCACAGCGGACAUCAUGGCACAGUUUCAGCAACCUCAAACGACUUCGAACUCGAUCUUCAACACGCAACACAAGGCAUCUCCUUCACUGUCGCAGCAGAGCCCGAAUCUUCUCGGAUCGUUUCAAACGUCCAGUUCACAGCCGCCCUCGAAACCGGCAACGCCCAUUCCGUCUCAAGCUCAAGCACCACAGCACCAAGCAAAGAAGUCAGACCCUUUUGCUGCGCUCAACACACCUUCACGGACGGCAUCGCCCUUCCAAAAUUUGCAAUCUCGAUCUCCCGCGCCGCCUAGCUCGCAACCAAUUGACCUGCUAGGCAUGGACACCAGCGCACCCGCACCGGCACCCGCACCGGCCCCCGCCGCAUCUCACGAAGAUGAAUGGGAGUUCAGCUCUGCUCUGCCCGACCAACCAUCAGAAAUCACGGUCACUAGUAGCUCCAUCAAGACGGUCUUUGGUGUGUCUCGAUCCAGUGAUACGGAGAUUGUGCUGCAGAGUCGGAUAUCGAACGCUACGGCCCAGGCGGUCGAUAAUCUUACUUUCCAGCUUGCUGUCACGAAGGGAUACACUCUCAAACUCGAGCCUCAAUCAGGGCGCAGUCUCACACCCCACCAGCAGAAUGGCAUCAUUCAAACAAUACGACUACAGGGCGUUGAUAGGGGCAAGGGCACCAGCGUCAAGAUGCGAUGGCGCGCGAGCUACUCUGUUGGAGGCGCGGCGCAGAAUGAACAGGGUGAGAUAAAUGGACUGGGUGUGCCUUAA
Molecule: messenger RNA, 2004 nt
Organism: Zasmidium cellare ATCC 36951
Lineage: Eukaryota; Fungi; Ascomycota; Dothideomycetes; Mycosphaerellales; Mycosphaerellaceae
Exons: 2
Coding region: 1-2004 (667 amino acids)
Biological process (GO): Golgi to vacuole transport; Golgi to endosome transport; protein transport to vacuole involved in ubiquitin-dependent protein catabolic process via the multivesicular body sorting pathway
Cellular component (GO): trans-Golgi network
Molecular function (GO): ubiquitin binding; phosphatidylinositol binding
Source: RefSeq, a predicted model, not a curated record